Messenger RNA from Lycium barbarum (goji berry), 1545 nucleotides. RefSeq lists its product as uncharacterized. The transcript has 2 exons. The record is from RefSeq and is a predicted model, not a curated record. The coding region runs from base 1 to 1545 and encodes 514 amino acids. NCBI's taxonomy places the organism in Eukaryota, Viridiplantae, Streptophyta, Magnoliopsida, Solanales, Solanaceae.
AUGGAGCCUUUUCAACAUGUUAGACAGAUACAAAAAUUCAAAAGGAGGUUAGGGAUACAUCAGGCUGGUGCAAACUGUAGUGGAAAGAUUUGGUUUUUUGUAGAGAAGAAUGUAGAUGUGGAAAUUUUAUCUGAUACUGCACAACAAAUCACCUUGAAACUAUUUCUUCAGGAGCACAAUAGAUCUCUUUUAACAACAUUGGUCUAUGCUAAAUGUGACGAAGUAGAAAGAAUGCCUCUUUGGGAUAGUAUUUAUCAGUUAGCUGGCUCCUAUGACAUGCUUUGGCUGGUAGAGGGAGAUUUUAAUGUAGUGAUGAAUGAAGAGGAGAAAAUAGGCGGAGUCCCUGUAGUCCCUCAGGACUAUGAGGAUUUUACCUUUUGUAUCAACUCAUGUGAUUUAUUUGAAACAGUGGAGCAUUUAUCCAGGACCAGAUAUGAUCAUGCCCCACUUCUUAUUACUUUGGGUGAGGAAGUUCAGACUUUCAUAAAACCAUUCAGGUUUUUGAAAUUUUGGACUGAGCAUAAAGAUUUCAUGGACAUAGUAAGGCUGAAUUGGUCUGAGAAGAGUAUUGGCAUGCCUUUUUGGGUUUUUAAACAGAAGAUCAAGAAAGUAAAAGGGGCUCUAUCUGCUUGGAGUAGACUGACUUUUGGAGAUAUCUUCAAACAACUUAUUAUCAGGGAAGAUAUAGUGGGAAUUAAGGAACACCUGUUUGAAGAUGAUCCUUCUGCAGAAAAUAGAAUAGUUUUGCAGCUUGCUCAGGAUGAACUGAAGAAGUAUUUACAUUAUGGGGAAGAGUUUUGGAGACAAAAAAAAGUAUACACUUGGUUCUCUGAAGGUGAUAGAAACACCGGGUUUUUUCAUAAUUCAGUAAAUGGAAGGAGAAAAAGGUUACAGGUGAAUAGAAUUCAAAUAUCUGAUGGUGAGUGGAUAGAAGAUAAGGAGCAGCUUGCAUCAGAAGCAGUUAAUUUCUUCCAACAACAAUUCUCUCAAGAGGAGGGGGCUCUAGAUUUUGGCAUGCUGAAGCAUAUUCCACAGAUGGUGUCUUCUGAAAGCAAUGAUUUGCUUUGUGCACUUCCAUCCCAGGAAAAAGUAAAGAAUGUUGUUUUUGAACUUAAAGGGGAGAGUGCUUGUGGUCCUGAUGGAUUAUCAGGAACUUUCUUUCAUUCAUGUUGGGACAUUGUAGGAAUGGAUGUAUUCAGAAUGGUUCAGGCUUUCUAUGAAGGUCAUAAUGUCCCAGAAUCAGCAACUCAUACUAAUUUGGUGUUGAUCCCUAAGAAAUCAAAAGUUCACACUUUUGGGGAUCUCAGACCAAUAAGAUUGAGUAACUUCAUAAACAAGGUCAUUUCAAGAGUGGUUCAUGGAAGACUGGAUAAGAUUCUAACAGGUUUGAUCUCUAGCAACCAGUCUAGUUUUGUGAAGGGAAGAAGCAUUAUUGAGAAUGUGUUGCUCACUCAAGAAAUUAUCACAGAUAUUAGAAAGAGAGGUAAACCUGCAAAUGUGGUGAUUAAGUUAGAUAUGGUUAAGGCAUAUGAUAGAGUAUCCUAG